CCGCGCGGCGGUCAGAGAGGUCACCUCCCGUCGGCCGCCGGUGCCGAGACCAUGUGACUGCGGCGCCGCCGGCCACCAUGAGGCAGGGAGUGGGGGCUCUGGCGACCCUGCUUCUUGUGGGCUUGGUCCUCGCUCUGGAUACAGCGUCCUUUUACGGCGCCAGUCACGCGCGUGUGGCGCUGAAGGACGCCGGUCGGACCAACUCUGUGCGGCUGCGGCUGCUGACCGGCCAGACCGACUGUCUGCUGCUGGUGGCAGCCGGACCGACCGACUACCUCCUCAUGCUGCUCGAAGGCGGGCGCCUCAAGGUCCGUUUGAACCUGGGGGACGGCGAGGGCGAGGUGUCUUCCCCGGUCGGCCACCGUUUGAAUGACCUCUCCUGGCACGAUAUCUCCCUGGAAAGGAACGGAGCUCAGGUCACACUCGUAGUGGAUAAAAAGCACAAGUCCUGGGUGCGGCUGCCUGGGAAGUUGUCCGAGCUGAACAUCCACUACGGCGUGUUUGUGGGCGGCAUGGGCGACUUCUCCCAGAUCUUUCUGGGCCUGCUCAGCCCGUUUCGCGGCUGUCUGUCGGAUGCUGUGUAUAACGGCGUUCACCUGCUGCGAGUGGCGCGGGAGCGGGGCUCGACCCGGCGCGUCGCCGGGGGCUGCAGUGACCAGUUCGCUGCCUCCACCGGCGCUACCAUGGUGUUCACCGAGAGGACGGCGUUCGCCGUGCUGCGACCGGAGACAGUAGCGGUCAGUCCAUCGGGGACGGUGCCUGGAGCAUUCCCCGCUCCGUCACUGGCCACCACCAUACAGCUGCAGCUGCGGACUGCCGUGGAGGACGGCUCGGUGGUGCACCUGGAGUCGGAGACACCCGAGCGACCGGGACAGUCGGCGCAGCCGCAGUCGCCACCGCCGCGAGUGGAGCUCCUGCUCCGGUCUGGCAGACUGAGGUUGACUGUCACCACUAUCAGUGGCUGGCAGGCACACCUGGAUGGCACCACUACAGUGGCGGACAAUGAGUGGCACCAGAUCGCGGUGUCCGUCUCAGCGACCAGUGCAUCACUCUCUAUGGACGGCGGUGACGUUGUGCAGGUAGCAAUGGCUUCUGCAGAGCUGGGAUCGCUACAAAGAUUAAUCUUGGGGUCAUCUGUGGGUCGGACAUCAGCCGCUGAGAGCUCUGAGGGCUUCAUAGGCUGCGUGCGAGGCCUGCGGGUCGGUGGUCUUCCUGUGGGGUUCCCUCAGGUGACAGAAAGUGAUGCGGUAGAGACCAGUUGCGAAACGGUGCGUCGGUGUGAAGACGGGAAAUGUGGUCAAGAUGAACAAUGCGAGCGAACUGCGGGCAAAGUGUGCCACUGCGGUGACGAUUGUGAUAGGGGUGCAGUAAGCGCGCCAGCGGACAGUCCAGCGAAUAGUGACAUAACAUUUUCAAAUAAACUAUUUACAUCAUCAGCGCUAGAAGUGACAGAAGGAGGUGAAUCUCUGCUUACUUCUCGCAACAUCAGGACCAAUUUCAACCUUACCCAGUACAAUAUGAGUGCGUCGGAUCUCACAUUCACGGUGCGUGUCGCUCCGGCGGAAGGCGAGCUCCUGUUCGUCGGUGGCGACGGAGGCCUGGUGAGGCGGUUCACGCUGCACGAGCUCCUGCAGGGGUCGGUGCGAUACGUCCACAGCGGCUCGGAAUCGGAUCGGGACCGGCUGGAGCUGCAGCCGAGCCUGCCGUCCGCCGGUCCACUAGUUCUGGACGUGCUGGUGAGCCCGGUGGACGACCCGCCGCGGCUGAUGCUGACCUCUGACAUCCUGACGAUGCCGGCCGGCGCGCGGCUGCCGCUGGACGGUGACCUGGUGCGGCUCUCAGACCCGGACACCGACCCUGAUCGGGUAGUGGUGACGGUGACUGCCGAUGGAGCCCAUGUGGAGCUGACCGACAGGCCCGGACAGACUGUGGGGGAGUUUACCCAGGCGCAGUUGGACUCAGGAGAGGUGGAGGUAGUGCUGAGUUCGGCCGCCACCGCUCAGCUCACAUUGCGGGCCUUCGACGGCCGGAGCAGGUCAGCGCCGGCGCAGCUGCACGUGGACAUGUUCCCUCUGCAGGUGACCGAGGUGCGGAACUCAGAGCUGGUGGUGUCGCUCGGCUCCGCUGCCGUCAUCACCACCGAGAAGCUGCAGUUUCGGACCAACGACCCGGGCGGCGACCUGGAGCUGCUGCUUACGGCGAUCUCACCACCUGCCGCCGGUCAGCUGGAGAGGCUCAGGGGAAACAAGCGCUGGGAACCGACCGACAGCUUCACACUGCUGCACCUGCAGCGAGAUGCGGUCCGGUACCGUCACACGGGUAGCAAACCCGGCCGGGACACUCUGAGACUACGGCUCUCCUACCGCGGCCUGUCUUGGCCGUCAGAGGUCACCUUCCACAUCAGCGCAGUAUCAGUCAGCCCUCGACUGGUCUACAACCGCGAGCUGGUCAUCAACCGCGCCCAGGAGGCGGCAGUUGGCGGCGACCACCUGCUAGCGGUGUGCGAGCCGGUCACCGACGGCCACGCAGCCGUCACCUUCCUCAUCGUGUCCACGCCGCAGUUCGGAGACCUGUUUUACGUGGAGCCGAGGUCGGGGCGCCGGACCCUGCUCAUCGUUGGCUCAGUGUUCUCACAGGAGGAUGUGAACAGCACCCGAAUCAUCUUCCGACUCCACCGGCGGUCACUGUCGGCCUUCUCAGACGAGUUCCGCUUCCGACUUGGCGUCGACACUUCUGAGCAUGAUCUGGGUGGCAGAGCUGUAACCGGUGCAGCCAAGAAAGUCCAGUCCGCCGUGCAAACGUUUCAAGUUCGCCACGUACCGGCGCGAACGGCUGGAAUGAUUGCCAUCGGUAAACUCGAGGUGGGCGAAGGAGGCUCUGUGACGCUGACUUCCGACGUCAUCAAGAUCGACAUCCCUCGCGUUGAGGCGCUCCUGUUUAAUGUGACGGAUCAGCCGGUGCACGGCCGGCUGCGGCUGAGCGGCGGCGGUGACGUGCGCCACUUCACCUCCGGCGAUCUGGACGCCGGCCGUCUGCGCUACGAACACGACGACUCGGAGACUCGCCGGGACCGGUUCUCGUUCGUGGCGCGCUCGCUGACGCCGGGCGCCGCGCUGCGCUACCGCGGCUCCGUCUCCGUCAGCGUGACGCUCAAGAACGACGAGCCGCCGCGGCGGGUCUCCAGUGCGCCGCUGUUUGUCGCGCGCGGCGGUCGGCGUGCUGUGCGCCGCGCGCAGUUGGCGUUUGCUGACGCGGACCUCGGCACCACGGCGGCGGACAUCCAGUACCGUCGGCGCUCGCUGCCGGCCGGCGCUCUCUACCUGCACCCCGACUACCAGACGGAGGUGGUGCGCUUCUCGCAGGCGGACAUCGACGCCGACCGGCUGGUGCUGCAGCACACUGGCGAGGACCGGUCGCGCGCGCUGCUCUGGGUCUCGGACGGGGUCCACUACGCUACUGCGGAGCUGGAGAUCGUCGCCUCAGAGCCUUUCGUGCGAGUGCGCCCGGCACCAUCGCUGGCGGUGCCGCGAGGCGAUAUUCAGACUCUGACCGCGGCCCAGCUGUGGCCCGAAACCAACAUCGAGGUGAGCGACGAGAACAUCAGGUUCGUGGUGACCGGAACGCCGGCGCACGGGUCGCUGCGUAUGCGCGGAUCACCGGCGGCCGAGUUCUCCUUCAGUGACGUGAUGCAGAACGCCACCGAGUACGAGAACGACGGCAGCGCGGCAGCGCGUGACUCACUGCAUCUGGAGGUGCGCGCCGGUCGGCUAUCCUCCAACGCCUCGCUGGAGUUUCACGUGCUGCCGGAGAGCUAUUGGGAGCCGCUGCGAGUCGUGCACAACCGAACAGCGCUGGUGGCUGAGGCCAGCUCAGUCACCGUCUCUGCCGACCACCUGCAGCUGAUGCACACCAGCGUCGACCCGGCGCACGUGCGGUACACGGUGACGGCCGGGCCGCUCUCCGGAUACCUCCUGCUGCUGGGACGCGCCACCCGGCCCGAGCACAUCACCUUCAGUCAGGCGGACGUCGACGCUGGGAAUCUCUCCUACGUGCAGACGGCAGCCAACGCCACCGAGGACUCGUUCGAGUUCUCCGUGACGAACGGGAUCGUGAGCACGGCCGGGCUGCGGUUCGUGUUUGAGGUGGCCCCGAGCCGCCUCCGGCUGGUGACGCGUAACGUCAGCGCGCUGGAGGGCGGCACGGUGACGGUGCCGGCCACGGCGCUCGGGGUGGCCAGCGCCUACCACCGGCGCCGGCUCAGCCACUUCCAGGUGCAGCAGCGGCCACGGCACGGCCGGCUCCAGCUGCGGGACAGACCCGGCGAGCCUCUGGACACCGUCAGCAUCGCCGACCUGCGAGCCGGCAGAGUGCAGUACGCCCACGCGGGCGACGAGAUCAGAGAGGAUUGUCUGACGGGCGCCAUGCACACUGAGACAGAGAGCUCCGAGCCGGGCACUCUCUGCUUCGAGAUCGGCGGCGUCAACGACCGCACCCCGCGCCUGGUGAACAACACCGGCGUCACGGUGUUCGCCGGCGGAGCGGCCGUCGUCACAACUACACAGCUGGACGCUGCGGACGCCGACCGGCCGCCGGACCGGCUGCGGUUCCUGGUGUCGGCCGCCGCCGAGUGCGCCCAGGUGACCCUGACCUCUGACCCGGGGUCGCCAGUGACAGCAUUCACGCGUGAUCAGCUGGUGGCCGGCCAGGUGGCCGUCGGCAGCGUAAACUCCGACAGCGACUCUUGCACUCUCCAAAUCAGCGUCAGUGACGGCGUUCACCAGAGUCCACCGGAGCCACUGGUGCUCUCUGUCGAGGAGCUCCAGCUACGAAUGGCCACCAACAGUCGGCUGCACGUGUUCCCGACAAUGCAGCAAACCAUCACCCGGGGACACCUUCUGGCGCGCACCAACGACCCCGGCUCGACGCCGCGACACAUUACCUACACGGUGCUUCAGAAGCCCAAGCUCGGCAAAAUCACCAGGGAGGGCCCGGACGGCCGGACUCGUGAGGUGAGCUCCUUCACCCAGGCGGACAUCAACGCCAGCCGGGUGCUGUACGAGCAGGAGGCGCCGCUGGACGCGCUCUCCGGUCGCGACGCCGUGCUGCUGAGGGUGGAGACGCCGCACGCCCGCCCUCUGACCCCCGUCCGGCUGGCGGUGCGUGUCUCGGUGACCGCCAUGACACGAGGAGGUCUGCGGGGGUACACGGCCGCCGUGCCGCUUGCGGUGACAGAGGGCGGCCGCGGCACCGUCACACCCCGCCAGCUGGACGUGGAGGGCGUGGCGGCGUUCCUUCGGAGCCACGCGGCCGCCGGGAGGGCUCCCGAGCUGCGGGUCCGGCUCACGACACCUCCGCGGCACGGGGCGCUCUCGGUACCGCUCGACAGUCGACUGACUGCGAGCGACAUCGCCGAUGGCCGGCUGGUCUACCAGCACGAUCACUCGGACAGCAGCGAGGACAGCUUCGGCUACAGCCUGCUGCUGGUGACGCCGGCUGGUACCGUGCUCCUCUACAACGGCUCCGUGGAGGUGACGAUCACGGCCGUCAACGACCAGCCGUUCCGCCUGGAGACGCCGGCGCCGGGCGUGCGCGUCGUCCAGAAACAGACGGUCGUCAUCGAGCACACGCACCUGCACGUCAUCGACGCCGAUAACCCGCCGGCCGACAUCGUAUUCCGCAUCAUCAACGGGCCGAGCCGCGGCGUGCUGGAGCGUGCCGAGGCCCCCGGAAAGCGGGUGAUCACCUUCAGUCAAGAGGACGUGAACCUGGGCAGGCUGCAGUACCGGCAGGACGGCUCGCUAGGCAGCGACCAGUUCCACUUCAGCGUCAGUGACGGACACCACCAGCCUUUGGUGCUGGGGUUCGUCAUCACCAUCGAACCGCUGACGUUAGAGGUACGAGUGACCAACCCUGUGGAGAUCACCCAGGGAGAGAGCAAUACUGUGCUUGGCGCCGAUCUGCUCUCCGUCACAACCAACGGCCUCAGGGAACGCGUCUUCUUCAACGUGACCCGUGAGCCGCGGUACGGUGAGCUCCUGGUGACCUCCGACCCAGCGACGCGCUUUUCUCUGGCCGCUGUAGACUCCAGCAGUGUGACCUACCGUCAGGUAGACAUGCAGGCUAGUAACGACUCAUUUGAGGUCUGUGUCUACGACGAGCUGAACGUGGUGACGUCGGUGGCGAUACCCGUACACGUGCGGCCGCUGGUAACAGUCUCAGUGCUGCGGGCGGUGCCGGCGAGCCAAACGGUCAUCGGGCCUGCAGUUCUAGACGCUUCGCAGCUAGCCGCUGCCACAAAGAGUAACCCAGUCUUCCGGAUCGUGCGUGGAUCUCGACUGGGCUUUGUUUCUCAGCGAAUGGGCAGCGGUGGUGGCGGGGACGGUGGUGAGGGUGGUGACAGGGGCAGUGGGGCCGGGUCUCAGCCCGUCUGGAACCUAACCUCCUUCACGCACGCCGAGGUAGCCCAGGGUGCCGUGGUGUUUGUGUCUGUGGACGUUCCUCUGGGCGCCAACGACACGCUGGACGGCGGUAUCGAGUUGGAGCUGAGCGCACCGCGCGUGCAGCCGGCCAGACUGCGGCUGCCGGUGCUGUUGGUCAGCGCGGCCAGCCUCGCGCAGGCGGGCUCCGCGCCCGGCGUGAACUCAGUGCUGGGGCGCGGCCGGGGUCCGCCGACCGGAGUGUCGUUCAGACACGACCUGCUGCUGGUGGGCGGCGCGGUGGCGGCGGCCGCCGUGGGCUCAGUGCUGCUGCUGGUAACUGUGAAAUGUGUGACGGACCGGCGGCAGCGGCCGGCGCGAGCAGCCGCGGGACAGGCCGGGGACAGUGGCGGCGACCGGGACCCGGCGGCCGGUCAGAGCGCAGGUCACAGCCACAGGAAGACGGCGUUCGCGGGUGUGGCUCAGAGGGAGUGCGACUCCUGCUCGGCGGCCUCUCUGGAGCGGGCCCGCUCCCGGCGCGCGGCAGACAGUACCAGUGACCCGGAGUACAGCGGGUCGCCGUGCUCGCAGCUACAGGGACAGCAGUGGGUCUAGUGAUGGGUAUACUCAACUCAGUUUAAAAUGCUCGUACUCAUAGUAGAUGAAAUGGGUAAUGCUGUUAAUGAUGUCGGAUCUAUGUAGUCUAUAGAAAGGUUGAUGAAACUACUGAAAUAAUAUUCCGCUCAGGCGCUCGUGUGCUUUGAUUGCUAUUCAGCAUUCAGAACGGCAGAUGUUACGGUGACACUGUCAUGUUCGUUUAUUUACCAAAGUAAUUUAUCACCAAAAUCAAUAACUUCAGUAGCCGUUUCAUUCCACAACUGCUGAGAAUCGUUGUCCUGUCUAUUGUUAUGAGCAAGUGAUUGUGAAACGCAUUACGCAUGAUCAUCAUAACUCAAUUGCGAUCUCAUCCAAGCCAAGCCAAAUAAAGAGCAAUACGUUA
Messenger RNA from Amphibalanus amphitrite, 7416 nucleotides. Its product is annotated as chondroitin sulfate proteoglycan 4-like. Bases 78 to 7031 code for a protein of 2317 amino acids. The record is from RefSeq and is a predicted model, not a curated record. The transcript is spliced from 8 exons. NCBI's taxonomy places the organism in Eukaryota, Metazoa, Arthropoda, Thecostraca, Balanomorpha, Balanidae.